AUGUCGUACCAGAUGUCAGAAAAUUCGUCGAUGAACAUUAAUGACGAGGGUUCAAUGGAAAACGAAACUGUGGAAAAUAUGCUCAAAAUGGAUAUUGAACCACCAAGAGUUAUUUUGAAAAAAGAUCCAAUAAUAGAAUUUCUCAAAGAAAAUGUAAAAACUGUGUUCAUACCAAAAUAUUUACAUGAUCAUUUUCAAUGUGCCGCCCUUACAACCGAUGAUGUUUUAAUUGGAUAUAAAUCAUCAAGUAAUACAGACGAAGAAUUUUUUUUAUGCACCACGGAUAAAGCUAAACAAUAUGUCGAAGAAGCACAAACACAAGCACAAAAAGAACUUGAACAACAAGUUGAGAGGUCCAUGUAUCGUAAAAUAGGUUAUUGGGAUUCCAAAGGCAGUGAACAAGAUAUUGAAGAUAUAAAAACAGUUUUAACGCAUGAAAAGGCUAAAAGAAAAACAGUCAAUAGGGAAAUGCAAACAAUACCAAAAUUAAAAGAUAAUAAAUGCAUUCAGUCGAUCAUUGAAAAAGAACUAAUUGAUCAACCACAGCCUAAAAUUAAAUCAGAGAAAAUGCUGGACGAUUUUUUACUAAAAAAUACUCCUGAUGUAAUUACUCAGUUACAAUACAACGAAUUGUACGAUAUAUACCGUGACGAUUAUAAGCUGAUGAAACAAAAAAGUAAAAUUGAAGUCAAUCAUAUUGACGAGCUCAUAAAAAUUCAUCCUGGAUACCAGAAUGAGAUACCCCAAAAAAAAUACGUUUCUUGUCAUACUUGGCAUCCUACAAUACCUGGUGUUUUCGCAGUUUCUUACAUGGCUAAUAGCAAUGAAUUGUUAAAACCUGUAAGCUUAGAAAAAAAAGACAAAAAAAUUACUGUGUCAGAUGUCAAAUUAAAAAGCAAAGAUUUAAUUAUAUCAUACAAUGAAGACGACGAUGACCAAGAUGAUUGGAAUAAACAACCAAAUGUUAAACUUUUGGAUAAUAUUGACAACGAAAAACUUAUGUCUUUUUUAAAUAAAGAAUUUGUACAGAAAAUGAGAAUUCUUCAACUAGCCGAAGAAGAAAAUAUGAACAAAGAACCUCCAGAUGACAUUGAUAAAUAUUCGCGCAAUUCGUUAAUUUACAAUUCUAAUGAUCAACUUUCCGCAUUCAAUGAGUUCGCCGGAGAAGAUCAUAGUAAUGAGGAAGGCGUACCAAGCAAUCAUACUGAUAACUCAGUAAGCAAUGAGAAAAUAACGCCUAUUAACGAUCUAAGUGAAAUUGAUGAAGUGUAUCACGAUGAUUACGAUACUGAAAGCUUUUAUAAUAUUUGGGGCAGAGACGAUGAAUGGUUAUAUAAUAACAAACUGAGGAACGUUGUUAGAGAUUUACAUAGGAGAUUCAAUAAGAAAUAUAACCGAGAAGCUAAAGAAGAAAAAUUGUUUGAGCUCUUGAUGUCUGAAACUGACAAACAAAAAAUAAAUGAGGAAACUAAAAAAAAUAUAAAAAAAUUAACCAAGGAUAUGUUCGAAGCUGGGGAUAUAUGUAAAAAAUCUAAAUUUAAUAAAAAAAAUAAAACUAAACUGAACAAAGAAUAUGCAUUGUUACAAAAUGAUCAAGAAUCUAUGAUCAAACGAGAAAGUACACCAUUAAUAGAGGAACAGAAUAACGCAGUCAUCAUUUGGUCAAUUAGUGAUAAUGUAUUCCCAAAGUUGAGAUUGGAAAGCCCCGAAGAAGUACGAUGUGUUGAAUUUAACCCUAGAAACGGAAACACCGUCAUAGGAGGGUUGACAAAUGGACAAAUUUGCAUAUGGGACAUCGAAGGAAAAUUAGAGGCAACGGAUUUAAACUUGAGCAUGUCUGAAAAGGAAAAACAACAUAAAAAACAUCUGUAUAUGCACAUGAAAUGGUCGUUAGACGUAAAUUUUAAAACUAGAAUCAGACCGGCAGCCUUAAGCGCCGUCAUAGAAUCUCACGAGACAACAGUCACUGCGAUUCAAUGGAUUCAUCCUAUGAACAAAAUAACUUCAUUGGGCAAACUUAUAUCGACGGAACAAGGUAAAUUUUCAAAUCAAUUUAUUUCAGCUUCUUUGGAUGGGACUAUAAAACUUUGGGACUUGCAACCGAAGUCAAUGCAAACCUAUAAAAAAAAUUCAACGAAUCGUCGUUUCGGGUAUCCAAAAUCUUUGUCAUCUAAUAUAUCACCAUUAAGCAUUCACAACAACCAACUAAAACCAUCGUAUUCGAUAAUUAUCAGAGAACCUGCAGAAGACCUAAUGAAUAGCACCACGCACAGCCCUAUAACAGCGUUGUCCUUUGAGAUACCCUUAAUGCAGUAUAAAUACACCUCUGAUCAACCCUUGACGAUCGGCAAACGGCAAUUCGAAUACGUACCGGAAGAACCCAGCGAUCCAAACCAUAUUUUAGUCGUUGGUACUAUCAUGGGCCAAAUCGGAGUUGUCACUUGGGAAGGAUAUGAUACAUAUCCACGAGAUGGAAACGUAGAAGAGUGCAAACAUAUAUGGUGGAAACAAAUACAUGACGGUCCAAUCAACUGCAUCAAAAGAAAUUACUUUUUUCCGGAUAUUCAUUUGGUAUGUGGCGGGAAAGUAGUGUCAGUUUGGAGUUUAAAAUACAAUAAUGGUCCAAUUUGGUGGAAACGUUUCGAUGAUUUUACAAACAGUGUUUUAUGGUCUACUACUCAUCCCACGAAAUUUCGUGUGUCCUUCAACAACAGUGGCGUUAUACAAUUUUGGAAUUUUUUAGUGCACACUCAUCAACCGUACUAUACGGCGGAUAUAUUCCUUAAAGAUGGGCUAAUAGCAUCAUUGUCGUGCCCGCCUCCACCAUAUAAUUAUAUAGGCACAGAUAGUGUCAUGUAUGCUAAAGGUGUAAACGAUAUGGUGAACUAUAAAAAAAACAGGAUAAUUUGUUUCUCGGAUUCCGCCGGGACGGUAAUGAUAAUGACCAUACGCGCGACAAUAUUAAAAUCAAACGAAAUCGAGGAAGUCGGAAGUUUAUUCCAAGAAGAGUGUGAUUGGUUAAGAGAGUUGGAUGCUUGGAAUGAAAAGUAUAAAUCUGAGUUCGGAGUAUCGGGAGAAAAUGAUGUGGACGAACAUGAUUACAAGUCGAUUCAAUCUUUUGAAAAAUUGCAUGUGAUUGAAAGCGAACACAUCCAACCAAUGUUUUCACAAGAUCAAGUAAAAAAAGCAAUUUGUAACGAAACGUUCAAUUGGUAUAUAAAUCGGAGAGGGCCACAAACACGUUUGGGUAAAAUGAAAGACGAAUAUUUACAAAGAGAAAGUCAAUAUAUGGUCAAGGCCAUGAUGGAAAAAAAGAAUAUCACUCAAAAACAAAUUGAUGAUUAUUAUUAUAAAAUUAUGAAUAGAAAUAAUAAUAAAUCUGAAGAGAUUUUAAUAAUCAGAUCCGAAGCCGAUAAAAAGUAUAGGGACAUUAUAAAUAAAUUAUUAGCUACAGACGAAAAUGUAACUACUUUCAAUUUUUAACUACAAAUUAAAUCAAACACCGAAUUGGAAGAUUCAAACAUAAUAUCUAAACAGCUUCAAAAAUUAUCAAUGCUAAACAUUAAAAUUGAAAAAGAAAAAUUUAUUAAUCACAUAAAUAACAGCCAUUAUAGAUCCGAAAAAGUAAAUUGGGCUCAAGUAUUUGAUUAUAUAGAAAAAGAAGACAAAAACAUAAUAAAUGAUCUAAACAUCUUUAAAAAUACAAACUUUCGUGCCUUAUCCAGGUUUGGUGUCUUAUCCACGGUCUUGGCGCGAGUACAAAGUUAA
This is a messenger RNA of Rhopalosiphum maidis (corn leaf aphid), 3768 nucleotides long. RefSeq lists its product as uncharacterized. Gene Ontology annotation, biological process: inner dynein arm assembly; cilium movement involved in cell motility. The transcript is spliced from 21 exons. Gene Ontology annotation, molecular function: dynein heavy chain binding; dynein light chain binding. NCBI's taxonomy places the organism in Eukaryota, Metazoa, Arthropoda, Insecta, Hemiptera, Aphididae. Gene Ontology annotation, cellular component: inner dynein arm. The record is from RefSeq and is a predicted model, not a curated record.